Messenger RNA from Drosophila takahashii, 482 nucleotides. Its product is annotated as protein new-glue 2-like. NCBI's taxonomy places the organism in Eukaryota, Metazoa, Arthropoda, Insecta, Diptera, Drosophilidae. The record is from RefSeq and is a predicted model, not a curated record.
GAGUCUUGCAAAAUUUUGUUUAUUUGACCUGGUUUUAUUGCGAAUCUGUAAUAUUUGGAUCAAAUGCCAUUUGCGAAAUGUUUUUCGCAAGCCCUACCGAGAAGUAUAAAUAGUUUUGGGUUCCAGCCAGAACAGCAUCAGUUGAUCGUAUCCAACUACCAAGCAUCAACAUGAAGUACGCCUGUUCCCUGCUCCUUUUGGCCAUUGUGGGCUGCUUCCUGGUGAGCCUGUCCAGUGCGGCCAGUUCCACAACCACGACGGAGGCGGCCACCACCACUACCACCACCACAGCUUCGUCGGACACCACCACCACUACCGAAUCCUCGGACACCACAACUACAACCACAGCCUCUUCCUCCUCCUCGUCGUCGUCCUCCGGCGCAAAGAAGCAAGUUAUCCGCUACAAGCGGAAGGUUCACCGACCCAAGAAGGUCAGGAAAAUCAAACGCAACAAGACUAGGACUAGGCACCGCCGCAGUUAA